This is a messenger RNA of Trichomonas vaginalis G3, 1533 nucleotides long. Its product is annotated as ankyrin repeat and SOCS box-containing protein 4 family. NCBI's taxonomy places the organism in Eukaryota, Parabasalia, Trichomonadida, Trichomonadidae. Gene Ontology annotation, molecular function: protein binding. The coding region runs from base 1 to 1533 and encodes 510 amino acids. The transcript has a single exon. The record is from RefSeq and is a predicted model, not a curated record.
AUGUAUAUGCGAUAUGUUAAAGACAUGCAUCCAAAUAGUUACGGUGAACUACGAAGUGAAUACAAAUACUACAUAGAUUUAUAUAUUGCAUUGUAUCAGCUGAAAACUGAAAAAGAAGAAGAAUUAAACUCAAUUUACAAAAUGAUCAAAACAGAAAUGAUUGACUCAAAGAAAUAUUCCGCUAAAAAUAUUACAAGAGACAUUUUAAAUAUCAUUCCGUAUAAUAAUCACUAUACAAAGUCAUAUUUAUUUCUUGCCAAACAAUUCUGUGAUGAUUAUCAUGUCGAAAAGAUCAGCAAAGUUAUAAACAUUUCUAACUACUUGUUCUAUCAAGAAUAUGGAAUUAAAUUAAGCGAUAUUGAUGAUUUCGAUAAAAAUAAACCAAAAAAUCUAAACAUUCAUACAGAAGAUACAAUUUACAGUGCAAUUAUGGAUAAUGACAAAGAAAGAUUCAUAUCAUUCAUAGAACGAGAAGGAUUUGAUAAAGAUAAAAAACUUGACAGCGAUUUAUAUCCCUUAAUUAAUGCAUCAUUACUUGAAUUAUGCUGUUAUCAUGGAGCAGUUGGUUGCUUCAAGUUAUUAAGAGCGAAAUUUAACUCAAAAAUAACUCGAAAUUGUCUAAAUUUAUCAUUUUUAGGAAGAAAUCCAGAGAUCAUGAAUGAAUGUUUGAAAUAUCAACAACCUGAUGGAGAAAGCAUGAAAUAUGCAAUUAUUUCACACAACAUUGAUUUUGUUACAUUCUUGAUGAAUAAAUAUGAUUUAAUAAUCGAUUUAUAUGAUUGUGAAAGUUAUAAUAAUCUUGAUUCUUUUUUGGUUUAUUACGAUCAAAUGCAUGAUUUAAACAGCUGCUUUGUUAAAUCGGCAUGUUUCAAUAUACCAUCCUUAUGCAAAUAUUUUCUGUCACAUGGUGCAAAUAUCGAUGUAAAAAAUAUGAUUGGAGAAACUGCUCUUCAUAUUGCAGCAAUAAAUAAUAGUAAAGAAACAGCAGAACUUCUUAUAAAAAAUGGUGCAGAUAUCUAUAUAAAAGAUAUGUAUUGUGAAACCGCUCUUUAUUAUGCAGUAAUAAAUAAUUGUAAAGAAACAGUAGAACUUCUUAUUACGAAUGGUGCGAAUGUCAAUAAUAAGAAUAAAAAUGGACAUAUUACUCUUCAUGAUGCAGCACUAAGAAAAUAUAAAGAAAUUGUCGAGCUUCUUAUUUCACAUGGUGCAAAUGCCAAUGAGAAAGAUAAUGAUGGGAAAACAGCUCUUCAUAUUGCAGCAACAAAUAAUUGUAAAGAAAUAGCGGAACUUCUUAUUACAAAUGGUAUAAAUAUCAAUGAAAAAGAUAAAUAUGGAUCUAUUGCUCUUCAUAAUGCAGCAGUAAGAAAUAAUAAAGAAAUUGCCAAGCUUCUUAUUUCACAUGGUAUAAAUAUCAAUGAAAAAGAUAAUGAUGGAAAAACCGCUCUUCAUUAUGCAGUAAUAAAUAAUUGUAAAGAAAUAGCCGAACUCCUUAUUUCACAUGAUGCAAAUAUCAAUGAAAAACAGAAAAAAUGA